CCGGAAGUAAGUUCUAAAUAAUGUAUACAAAGAUACUGAGGUGAUAAACAUUAUCAUUUACAUCACGAUGUGAGGCUGAGAAGACAGAACAAAGAAGACUCUCGAUGUCGAGUCUCCAGGAGGCCGUGGUGACGGGAGAUGAACAGAGGAUCAAGGACAUUCUACAGACAUGUCCUCCUCCAAAGGAGCAGCUCAAGAGUUGUCUUUUCUUUGCCUGCGGAAGCGGAAAGGCAAACUGUGCCGCUCUUAUUCUUGAGAACAGCAGGUUCUCCCCUAAUAUACAUAAUGACGAAGAAUUCACCCUCCUCACCCUCACCACUAGGGGCGGCCACGCUUCAGUGGUUGAUAUGUUAUUACGUUGGGACGCUGACGUCAAUAUGGCUGGACCAAUGGGGAACACCCCUCUACAUUACGCAUGCAGUGAAGGCUACAUAGAAUGUUGUAAUAUGCUUUUGGCUGCAGGGGCCAAUGUGAACGCGAAAAAUUCCCGCACAGAUACGCCCUUGAUUGUGGCUUCUGCUAACGGCCAUAUAGGAAUCGUCCGAUGUCUUCUGAGUAAAAAUGUCUCCGUGCGUCGCCGUGGUUACCAUGACAGAACUGCACUUCAUUGUGCCACGGAAAAUGGUCACAUAGAAAUCUGUCGGCUGCUGCUAGACACCAAGGCUGAUCUGGAAGAAGAGGACACGUUUGGUAAUACUCCGCUAGUCUGUGCGGCGGAGAUGGGAUACGUUGAAGUCAUGAGACUAUUACUAUCGUACGGGUGUGACGUCAAUCGUAUGAGCCACAGUGCUGCAACGGCGCUACAUUUUGCAGCGCAACAUGGCGAUUUAGAAUGCUGCCGUCUGUUGCUUGAUGCACGCGCAGAAAUUGACGCCCAAGAUAUUCGACGUUUCACGCCUGUCAUGAUGGCGGCAUUAUAUGGCCAUGAGCACAUUGUUAACUUUCUAAUCGAACGGAGAUGUAACGUCAAUAUGGCUGCCUAUAAUAAACGGACAGCUCUUCACUGGGCGUCAGAAAGGGGAAGUUUGAAAUGUUGUGAAGCUCUUCUGAAGUCGGGUGCUAAUAUUGACGCCCAAGAUACCCUAGGAUGUACACCUAUCUAUAACGCAGCGGUUAAAGGACAAACUGAAGUUCUAAAAUUUCUCAUAGAAAAAGGUGCAGAUCUGAAUAAAAGACCAAAUAAUGGUAAUUCAUUGCUGCAUUUUGCAGCCACUGGUGGAAGUGUUCCGUGUUGCCAGGAAAUAAUACGAGCGGGGUUCAACGUUGAUAUUCAGAAACAGGACGGAAUGACUCCUUUGAUAUCAGCGGUUAAUUACAAACAAAUACAAGCUGUUAAGUUCUUCCUGGACGCUGGUGCUGAUACAAAUGUUCGUGGUCUGCAUGGUAUGACGGCACUGAACGAAGCCGUGUUUUACAACAGCCCGCAGCUUGUUGCUAUUUUAUUGGAACAUGGGGCGGAUCCAAAUCUUGGAGACGAUGCAGGAACCUUACCAUUAUGGUUUGCUGUAGACGGAUUCAGCAUAGAGUCCGUUAAACUACUUUUACGAGCAAACUGCAAGUUUGGAACACAGUCUUCUUUGAGUAGCUACUGCGGACCUUGCAACCCAAUCGAACACUCGGUUCAUAAGAAGAAAGAACAGGUGCUUCGCUGGCUAGUCAGUGCUUACUGUGAAGAAGCAGUUAACAUUUUAAAGAAUCACCUUCCAACACUUGAAAAAAUGACAACUAUAGAGGACGAAAUGAAAAAUAAAGUUCGUGAAAUAUCAGCCUUUCCAAGGCCGCUGAUGGAACACUGCCGUAGAAGUAUCCGGAAAACGUUUGGAAGUGGUGGGAAAAUCCAGGAUAAAAUCAAACUUCUCAAACUCCCAACAUCACUGCGGGAGUACCUGUUGUUUUCCGACUUUGACAUUGACUGAAGUAUCUUUAAUAUUCAUAUUUAUAGUAUUUAUUUCUAUAUUAACAAAGCUAUUAUUUUAAACUACUUGUUAUUUUAUUAAAUGAAUGUUGUGUUUUUGCUCAGUAUCACUACAUAAAUGUAUCAAUUACGAGAUGGAAAUAUUUUAUAGCACUUAUAUUUUAUAUUUACUAUUGUUGGACACUGUGCUUAGCUUCCCCUUAUGCUUAGGGAACAAGAUAAAAUAAACUUAAUGCAUGUACAA
Molecule: messenger RNA, 2159 nt
Organism: Saccostrea echinata
Lineage: Eukaryota; Metazoa; Mollusca; Bivalvia; Ostreida; Ostreidae
Product: putative ankyrin repeat protein RF_0381
Exons: 2
Coding region: 105-1916 (603 amino acids)
Biological process (GO): intracellular signal transduction
Molecular function (GO): protein binding
Source: RefSeq, a predicted model, not a curated record